This is a messenger RNA of Symbiodinium sp. CCMP2592, 195 nucleotides long. The record is from the annotation of a GenBank genome assembly. NCBI's taxonomy places the organism in Eukaryota, Dinophyceae, Suessiales, Symbiodiniaceae.
GUCAGAUUUGACAAGGAGCCGCUAGUGGAUAAGACAAAGAAUCGCGGAGUUGCAAAGUCAAGAUAUCGGCGGAGACCGGACGUGUGGAACGUGCAUGUAGGCAUAGUGGUGCUGGCAGACCUCGCAAUGGACAGGGGGCAGCCACGCGAGGAAAAGUCCCGCAGCAAGGAACAUGGAUGGUACACGACGGCAUAG